AUGUUGGGAUUUGCGAGAUAUGUAGAGGGAUCAGCAAUAUCUUAUCAAAUUUUCUUGGUAUUUGGAAUUCUACCAUGUGUUAUCUCUAGCGAGGCUUUAAAUGGAUUGUUAUCAUCAGGUUCAUCGAAAGAUAACAACGAAAAGUGUACAUUGGCUACCUCUCAUUGUGCCCCAAUCGCUCUUCAUCUCAAUCGUACAUGCUUAGGUAAUCAUUUGCCUUACAAGCUGACAGCCCCAAUACCACUUGGCGAGGAUGUGACUUUUUACAGUCUAGAGUUUUGGACAGCCCUACAGUCUAUUCCAACAUGUUGGGAUAAAUUACAAUUCUUUUUAUGCUCCGUUUAUAUUCCUGAAUGUGUUGUUAUUCAAACUUCAAAAUCCGUUAAUGUGGAUAGUUCGUAUUCAUCUGUUACUUAUGGAAAUAAUCAAUCUGAUCUGAAUAAUCAUUCAAAUAAUGUAACUAAUAAUCAGGAAUUCUUCAAUAAAAACAUUUCAGUUGAUAACUUUCCAUCAUCAUCGACAAAUGUUCAUCGAAUUGUUUUACCAGAGGCUGAAAUGUGUGAAGCCGUACAUAAAGCAUGUCCACUUCUUUUUUCAAUUAUUCACUCAAUGAAUAAUAAUAAUAAUGUGAAGAAGAAAUCUACAGAAAGCAACAACACUGGCUCUGGUCACAGUAUUAAUAAUAAUGGUAGUGGUAAAGAUAUUGGCGAUGAUACCAGUACUAGUAAACAGUAUAAUCAUUUAUAUCCGAAAUUCUUGGAUUGUUCAUUGUAUACACCAGGAUGUCGACAGAAUAAAUUAACUGCUCGUUUAUUUCAAAGUAAUGGCGGUGGAUGUCAGUCUCCUCUUGUUACAACAUCAUUAAGACGAAAUUGGAUUCCUGGCAUAGAAAGAUGUAGUUUUCCAUGUCAACGUCCUCAUUUCGAUCCUGAACAUUAUAAAUUAGCUAGAUGGAUUACAGGUUGUGCUGCUUUGUUCUGUUUAUGUACUAAUAUUUUUACAUUGUUUACUAUUCGUUUACAAUUAGCUGAACGUAUGGAGAUAACAUUACAACUUUCAGUUUAUAUUCAUCGUCUUAUUGAUUCAUUACAUUUGCCAACAUUUUCAACAAAUCGAAAAUCUCAUCUUAUCUACAAUGGUAAAUCAUCCAAAUCAUCAGCGACAACAGUAGCCACUUCUUUAACAGGAACAAAAACGAAUACAACAACUACAACAUCUAAUGAUACAGUUUAUAAUCCAUCUUGGCGUUUAUUACAUACAUCAUUAUUUUAUAUACAUUUAUUUUUAAUAUUUGGUUGCUUUGGUUGGUUAUUACCUUUAUUACCAAGUAUUGGUGAAUAUGUUGCUUGUCGGGAAGAUGGUAGUCUUCGUGUUGGUGAACCACAAAUCAGUUCCGGGAAAUCAUAUCUAUGUAUUAUCGAUUUCAUUUUAUUGUAUUUCUCCUCUAUGGUUGCUGCAAUUUGGUCAAAUAUUUUUGAUUAUGCAUUAUUAUAUCAAAUGAAAAAAAUUAAUUAUAAUCUAACUAAUCAACUAUCUCAUCAUCAACAAUUCCCUCCUAAACAUCAUCAUCGUUACCAUCACUACAAGGGUAAACUACAUCGACAACAAUCACAACAUCGUAAUCAUCGUCAUCGCCAACGACAUCAUCAUCAUCAUGAACAUCAACAACAACAACAACAACCAUCUCAACAAUACCAUACCGAUGUUGAAAUGAAACAUUUUCAUUCAUAUAUAACAAAAUUCAGUGAGAAUUUAUCUAAAAAAUAUAAUAAAUCAUUAGAUCGUUCUAUACCAAAACGAAUAUCUGAUGAACCAUUAUCAGAGAUAACAAAUUCAGUCAACUUAACUAAUGAAAAAUCAUCUGAAUUUGAAUUAAUUAAUGAAGAACAUUUUAUUCCAAUUAAUGAUACUACUACUAGUGAUACUACUACUAAUAAUAAAAACAAUAAUACUACUACUGCUACAAUCACUAAUGAAACAAUCAUUGAACCAUUAAAUGUAUCCAUUUCAAAAGAUUGUACAAAUAAUAUGAAUAUGAUUAAGAAAGAAUGCAAAUUAUCUUGUUCAUUUUUAUCAUCAACGUCGUCGUCAUCGUCGUCUUCUUCUAGUUCUACUUCAUCACCUUCAUCAUUGACGUCGUCAUCUUCUUCAUUAUUGUUAUUAUCUAGUCAAAAUGUUAAUAAUAUAGAAAAAACGGAUGAUACACCACAAUUGUCUAAUAAUAAUACUGAUAAUAGUCUUAAAACUAGUAAAUUUCACAAUUCUAUGCAUAAAUUCCAUAAACAAAAAAUAAAAGGUUCAAAGAAUUAUUAUGUUGGUGAUGAUUAUCAUAAAUUACAUUCUUCUCCUUCCAGUCAUAACCAUAGUCUUGUAUGCUUGGAGUCGAUUCCUCAACAUUCACCAGGAAUAGAUAGUAUUUGUUUAAAUCCAUAUCAUAAUUAUCAUGAUCGUCAACAUCAUCCACAUCAACACCACCUUCAUCAUCGUUGUCGUACUGGUAGUCAUAAUUACCAUCAACAGUAUAAAUUUGGAUCAUUUACUGGAAUCCCACUAAAUUCACUUGUCGACUUAUUAUCGUCUGAUUGUAUAAACUCAUGUUUUCAUUCAUCCUCGUGUUUUCCAAUUUCUAAACCAUUAAUCUCACAAAUAUUAUGGAUUCAACUAUUUACUAGUGACAAAUAUCUUUUUAUCCAUAACAUUGAUACAAUUGGAACUGUUGAUGAUGAGACUACUAAACAUGGUCAUCAUGGUGAAGAGGAUGUUAAUGAUGAUGCUGUUGAUCAUGAUGACAGGAUUAAUGGUCAUUUUGUAAAUACAAAAACUACCGCUAAUACUACCACAACUUGUUCUCAUAUGAGAUCACUUAUGCUGAAUCAAGGUGUUAUCAUUUCAUCUCCAGUCAAUAAUCAGUCAAUAAAUACUCAACCGCAAACCACCUGUUUACAUUUCUUAGCACUUGCCAUCCCUUUAGUGUUUACAUUGAUUAUUUUGACAGCUGCAGAAAUUGAUGGUAAUUCAUUAAGUGGAAUCUGUUCUGUUGGUUUAAUCAAUAUAUGGGCACGUGUUGGACUCUUAUUAAUCCCAUUCACAUUAUGUUUAAUGAUAAAAUUUUAUUAUUUUAUUCAAUUAAUGCAACAAUUUAUAAAAUUACGUCAUAAAUUCCUGUUAUCAUCAUUUCAUGUGGAUCAUGAAAUAGCUCAACGUUUAAUACGUUAUUGUUUAUUUUAUGGUGUAUUUCUGAUGUUUCUACUAAGUUUAUGGUUAUAUUCAAUUUGUAUUCAUACUUAUGUGUAUUUAAAUGAACCAGUCUGGCUGGAAUCACAACGUCGUUUAUUCUUAUGUCGAAUACGUUAUCGUUUAUUGGGACUUGAUGAAUUAGCGUCAAUGAAUGUUUGUGUAAAUACAGCUUUUUCGUAUGAAACUGUUGAUACAUCACCGUCUUCAAUAUCGUCAUCAUCGGCAGCAACAGUGGAUGCAUUCAGUCCGUCAUUGAAUAUUCAUUCAAAUCAUAUUAAUCCAACAUUUCCAACGAAAACUCAUAUCUCAGUAGAUGAUUCCUUGAUGUUAAACAAUAUAGCUGAUUUACAAUCAUCAUCUACACAAUCAAUAUCUGAUUUAUUAACGAUGAAAUCAUCUGAUCUACAAACACACCACCAACAACAACAACAGCAAAUUUGGAAACAACAGCGACAAACAGAACAAUCAAUUCAACAGAAUGACGGGAAAGCAUCAUCAUCGUCAUUAACAGCAACACGAAUGUCAACUUAUCUGCCUAUUGAUGAUGAUAAUGAGGUGGUAUUAAUUCGAAAACCAUCUGUUGGUCCAUUACUUUUACAUUUAAUCAUUUAUUUCGCUAUAAAUCUUUUGUAUAAUUCAAUGUGUUUACUAGAUCCGUCAGUGAAACGAACUUGGUGUUAUUUGUUUAAACGGAUUGUAUUUUGGUUUCAACGUAAAAAGAAACAUUUAUUCCAACAUCAUCUACAACAACGUCCACGUAACCGGCAUCGUUAUCAACAACGACAUUAUCAUUCGCCUUAUUCACAUGAUUAUAGUGACAAUGAUCAUAAUAAUAAUGAUAAGCAUAAUGAGAAUAAUCUUGGCAUCUUAAAUGAUAAUGAUGACUUCAUUAAGUCCUAUUUAAAUCAUUUAAUCAUUGGAUUCAGUUGGUGGGAUCCUGGUUUCUUUACAAUUCCUACACCAAUUUUAUCAAAUAAUGAUUUAUGGAAAAAAUCUGGCCUAUUUUAUUCACAUGGAAACAAUAAUUCUAAGAAAUUACAAGAUUUUGAAUUAGUUAAAUGUAAAUCAGUACAUCGUUUUAAUGGUCAUGAUAAUCAUUAUUCUACUACCAAUAGUAAUACUACUAAAAUGAUAAAUAGUAGUAUGUUGAAUUGUACUGAUAAUGAUGAUAAUGAUGGCAAUCGUCAUCAUGAACAUCAACAUCAUCGUCAUAAACUUGUCAAUAAAAUUAAUCAUCAUACAGAUCAUGAUAUUGUGGAUUUGAAUGCGGAUAAUAAUAAUAAUAAUAUUAACAUCCUAGAGCAGUUGGAUCAUGUGGUCGGUCCAUUGGAAUCAUUAUUACUAUUGUUACAAUCAAACACAUCAAAUCCUCAACAUUUAUCAACUUUAUUAUCAAAAUUACUACUUUUGUCAGUGAAUAAUAAUAAUAACAAUAAUAAUAAUAAUAAUAAUAAUAAUAAUAAUUCGAAUGGUUUAUUAGAACGGUCAGUUUUAAAUCAUCAUCAUCAUCAUCAGCAGCAACAAAAUUCACAAUUAUCUUCGACAUCAUCUUCAUCACCGCCGUCUUCAGUUCAUGAUAAUAAUAAUAAUCAUAAUAAUAAUAAUUUGGAAACUGUAUUAUUGUUCAUUUUACGUCAGUUGUAUCAAUUAUCGUCUACAAAUGGGUUGACAGGUAUAUCUAAUGAUAAUGCUCCUGUUAAACAUCAGAAUAAUGUUAGUACUACUAGUUCUACAACAAACCCUACUAUUACUACUAAUGAUAGUAGUAUUUGUCGUAGCCAAGACACUAAUCAUAAUUUAACUGGCAAUACAAUGGUCAAUGAAGCAAUAGAAUUGAUCCCGACUACUUUGAUUCGUAAUAAUAGUAAUGUUAAUUUGACUGGGAGUAAUCAUCAUCAUCAUCAUUCCAAUCAUUCUUUGUCCCAUCAGUCAGAUUUAGCAGCUACUACCUAUGAACAUUAUCAAAAACAGUUGUCGGAUUUAACAGCAAGCAUCACACAACGUCGAAGCAGGCAUAAACGAUUAUUAUCUGGACGUUCGUCAAUUCGUCGUCGUAGUCAAUCGCAUAGUCUACCUACAAAUGGUUUAAUUUUACCUAAUUUAACUACAUCAAUGAAUGUUACCAGUAAUAGAAUAAAUUCUUCAUUAUAUUCUACAGAAUCCAAAUCAAUUGAACAACCAUUUAUAUCAAUAGGAACAGCAAAUGGAACGACAACAACAACAACAGCGUCAGUAUCAUGUUUACCACUUGGAAGAAGAAGUUCAUUCAAUGUAUUACAAGCUGCAGCUUCUAUGUUUGCUGCUGCAGCUGUCGCUUCUACAAAAAUGAAUAAUACUAGUAAUAAUUCUUUUAAUAAUCGACGCCGAUUAAGUCAAUCUGGUUUAAGUGGAAUUGAUACAUUUUCUACACAUCAUUUGGAUAGUUCUAGUGGUACAGCUUCAGCUUUUGGUGGAAGUCAAAUCUCGUCAACAUCCAUACGAAGUGCUUUAACUAGUGUCGGCCUAUCUCAUCGUCAUCACCGCCAUCAUCAUCGUCGGCGGCGGCAAAACUAUCAUACUCGACCAUCUUCAACAUCUGAAGCUCCAUUAAUUAAUAGUAUCAAUAAUCAUAAUAAUAGCACUCUGAAUAAUAUACAAUCUAAUACCGUUGGUGUAUCGACCACUACAAAGUAUAAUAAUAGUAAUAAUAAUAAUAUGCAUAGUAUGGGCAGUCGAAUGUCAUCAUUACGAUCAAUAUCAUGUGCUUCUUCGUCAGGCGCUGAAUCAUACAACUCGUAUCGAUUAUUGAUUAACCAAGCUGGUGCAAGUUGGCGUGAAUUAUGGCGUACACGAAUGUUAUUAAUGCACGUGUUACGUUGGGCUGAAAACGUUACAUCAUUUAUGCAACCGAACACUAACACUACUACUACUACUACUAGUAAUAAUAAUAGUAGUAACAAUAUAAAUUCUAGUGUACUUAAUGAUGAAUUUAGUAAAUCACAAAUUAGCCUAUCAAACUAUUUUGAUGCACCUAAAAAUAGCAAUAUCGACUGUGUGAAAACACCGACAACAAGUAUUACUACUACUAUGAUGACGGUGACGACGACCACAUCAGCUAUUGUUACCACUUGUAAUUGUGACGAUUUUGGCAAUAGAAGUAAAAGCAGUCCAUCCAAUAUUAAUCAGCAAUUACCGGCAUUCAUGUCUAAACCUACCGAUUGUAUAAAUGAUUUCAAUGGACAACUAAUUCAAUUGAUAAUGUCAUUGAUUGGACAACAAAAUCAGAAUCAAUCUGUCAAUCCUGAAAUUAGAUCCCAAUCAAAACUGGACAUAAAUACACGAUUAUCAACUAAUCCAUUAAAUAAUUCACAUAUUGAAUCAUCUUUACAAACAGUCAUUACUACAAUGACAACAACAACUACUGCUAUAAGUAGUAUGAAUCAUUUCGUUGGACAAACUCAUCAGUUGGCGAUUAUGGAUCCUAUGAUGGCAGCAGCAUUUGCUGCGGCGACAGCGGCAGCUACUGUAGCUCUACAACAACAACAACAACAAGCUUUACGCCAGUCGUCGCCAUCAAAUUCAGCAUCAUCUCCUGCUGCUAUUGGUGCUGUUACUUUUGGCACACAGACAUCUGAUAUUAAUAAUUGCAACAAUAAUAUUAAAAUCCCCCAACAGAAUCUUAGUACUAGUAAUGCAAAUAUUAACAGCCAAUCCUAUCAAGAUGUAUAUCAUCCAGUUAUGACACAUUGGACUACCGGAUCAUGUUCACUAGGACAGAUGCCACAAGAUAUAUAUCACUCCUCAAGUAGUCAGCAUUUAACAUCACCACCACAUAAUCCUCUCAAGAAUGGUGAUACUAAUAAUAUCUCACAUAUGAAACCAAUCGUAAAUAUUUCACCAUAUUCACAAAGUGUUAACAACUGGUUCGCUGAUAUGCCAUCAACCUCUGAUCGUCACGAUCAUCAUCAUCAUCAUCGUUCGCCUUAUGAUCCAAAUUCAUUGAGAACUAUUCACAUGUCAAACAAUAAUACAUCUAACAAUCAAAUGAAUAAUAACGAUAUGAAUACAAUAGGACCAUAUCAUAAUUAUUUUAUACAACCAAAUUCUACGCAUUUGACUAAUAUAUCUUCUAAUGAAAAUCAUCAUUUUUAUCAAUGUACUACUGCACCAGAUCUACUUUUAGAUCAUGAACAACUUAUUAUAACAGAAGGAUCUAGAAAUAUGAUUAAUCCAUCACCAAGUUAUUCAUCAUCACAAUUAUUAACUCAACAUCACCACAACCAACAACAACUGCCUGUAAACUAUCCAAUAGAUAAUUGUAACCAUUCUGUAAUUCAUUUAACUAAUUCAAUUCAUUCACCUUCUAACAAUACUAUUAUUAAUGUUUCACAAAUUCCAUUAUUACCUUUCUCUUCUACAUUGUCCUCUGUUUCGAAUUCACAACAAAAUGAGUAUACAUUAUGUCCUAAUACAUGUACAAAUCCAUAUAUUGUAACUGGUAGUCCAUUUAUUAUCAAUGAACAAGAUCCCAAUGUAAAAGUAUUACGCAAUCCAUCUGAUAAAGUUAUCCUCACCAGUCCUGAUAAUCAUAAUAAUGACUCAGAUGCAUUUGAUAGUGAAGAUGAAAUUGUUUCAGUAAAUGAAGAUGAUGGUGACGUCGACGGUGAUGACAUUAACAAUAACAAUAAUCAUGAACAUAAUGUUCAACACCAAAGUCAACAACAUACAAAUUUAUUAUUUACACAUAUCCCUUAUGUUGUAACAAAUCAAAUUUAUCCUAAUAAUUAUGAACCAAUGAUUGAAUUGAAUACAAAUUCAAGUGAAUAUUUUAUGCCUGGUUUCGUAAGUCCAACUUACCAUCAUUAUCAUCAACAUCAUUUGACUACAAUUGACCCAAGUAAAGUCACUACAACAAUAACAACAGCGAUAACAACAACAACGACAACUCAUUGUCUUCCAUCUCAUCCAUUGUCAGUUUAUUCAAAUAUCUUAAUGCAAAGUAAAUGUUCAACAUAUAUUAGUCCAGAUGAUGGUGAAAUAUCUAGUGUUAGUCAAAGUGCUAGUCAAGUUGUUCCAUGUGCAUCAUCUCCAUCAUCUUCAUGUACAGACUCAUCAUCUUCUUCAUCAUCCUCUUCCUCAUCAUCAUCAUUUUCAAAGUCUAAAUUAAAUUCAUGUAAUGAUCAAUUAACUUAUAAUCCUGUUAUUGUUACUUGUACACAACUUGAUCAUAUCAUCACUGAUCCUUCACCAUUAUCUUCUUCUUCUUUAUCUCAGCCUAUUGAUCAACAUAAUGAUUCUAUUGCCAAUGUACAUCAUAUCAUACCACUUGAUGAUAAACAAUCAAAUUUAAAUGAAACAAAAAUUAUUGACGACACAACCACCACCACCACAACAACAACAAUAUAGAUUCAUUUUUAUGUUCCCUUUUUUUAAUUCCCCUCGGUAACAAUCUUGUCUCCUUUUUUUGUUAUUGUUCUUUUUCCUUAACUUUAUUCUUUUCUUUUUAUACAAGUAAUCGGAAUAAAUUGUGUUUUUGUUGUUUACUUUUAAAAUUUUACUAUCAAGAGAUAAGUUUGUUUAGUUACUUACUUACUUACUUACUUACACUCGUUCUCUCUCUCUCGCUUUCUUUUGUCACUUCACUUCACUCCAUGUAACCCUCUCCCUUUUUAACAAAGGUCUAAGAUUCAUUCUGUUCUAUUUACUUUUCAAUUUGAUACGUUAUUAUUGUACAUUGAAUAGUAGUAGAUUUGGGAAUUGUUGAAAAUUAUUACAUUUUAAACAAAUAUACUUAUAAUAUACAUAGAAAGAGGUAAGACUUCCUUCCUUCCUUCCCUCCUUCUUUUUCCUUUCAACUUAUUCAAUACACUUCAUUAUCAAUGAAUAGAACACCACCACCACCACCACCACUACCAACACCAACAAGAAACUAUCAAGCGCCUACCUAAACUUUUUUUUAUUUCUAUUUUUACUCAUUUUAUGUAAUAUGUAAUGUAAAAAAAAACAACUAAGGAUUGAAUAAUGAAAUUAGUUUAACUAUAAAAAGGUUUAUAUAUUACUUAUAUAAUACACUUUAUAGUUUCUUUUAUAUUCUUUAUCUAGUUCAUGUGUUAUUUCUUUUUGUGAUUCAUUAUCCAAAUAUAUUGUAUGUAUAAAAAA
Schistosoma rodhaini is the source of this 9375-nucleotide messenger RNA. The record is from the annotation of a GenBank genome assembly. NCBI's taxonomy places the organism in Eukaryota, Metazoa, Platyhelminthes, Trematoda, Strigeidida, Schistosomatidae.